CUCUACUUCCAUUUCAAGACCAGCCAGAAAUCGUAAGAGGGGAGCGAAUUCUCGAGCUGCAAGAACGCAAAGCGAAGUACCUUUGGGGACAACUUCCAACUGGCGUAACUGAUUUGCCAGGCUUUCUUCAUGCCGCAACGCACGAUGAUAUUCCUCGCGAUUCACAAUUUUCUGAAGAUGCUACACGUGCGUUUAAUCGUGGCCGAGUGUUCGGAGGAAUAAACCUUGCUCUGUCGUGCCUCUACACUCUCUUUGACAGCUGGAGUAAUUUUGAGAGCUUCACAAAAAUCUACACCGGUUGGACAGGCGAUGCACCAGAAAUAGCUCGAGAUGACAUGUGGAUGAAGGAUGAAGUAUUUGGCUUUCAAUUCCUAAAUGGCUGUAAUCCAUGUGUCAUUGAACGUUGCAGUCAACUGCCAAAAAAUUUUCCUGUUACGGACGUUAUGGUUAAAAAAUUUCUUGAUCGAGACAUGACAUUAACUGAAGAAAUUAAGGUAGGUUAUUUCGCGCGAAGCUCGGGCGAAAUCGGCUCGACGAACUGGCUUUGAUUUUUAAAUAAACAAAACACGUGUUGGAUGAGAAUGGAAACAAAGGUCACCGUGAUAUACAUUCUGGUGAAUAUAUAGGCUAAGCUAAGCGUGUCUUGAUACCAAUCCAUCAAUUCUUGUUGUACAAAUUACGCGAUGCUGAUAGUUCGAACCCUCGAAUUCGAAUCCCAGCCGGUCGUUUUUGCUUUAGUAAUUCUAACUUCCUCUUUUUUUUAAGAUUUCUUUUUAUAAAGCUAAUAAAUAUGCACAAAGAAAUUUCUCGACAUUGGUUAGUUAGAAGGAGUGCAACGGUGCCAAAAAACAUUCUCAAUUACGUCUUGACAUUUGAUAGCUAAAAACUUGUAUCAAGUUGUUUUGCCAUUUAAAUAAAUAAAUAAUUUAUUUCGCACGUGUUUCAUGCCGGCAUGUGCAGUCAAACUUGUGAUUACAAAUCUUAUAAUCACACGUUUGAUAUCAGCAAUCGCACUUAAUUUAAUUACGAUUAUUAAUCGGUGCGUUCUUGACAUUUUUGAACAUUGAAAUAGUGAUCGAAAUAGGAAAGAAAUAUACCCUGACAAAUAUUUUUUUCCAAGUCAAAACAAUUAUCACCUGUAAUUUCUAUUUUUAACUGCAAUACGCUCCUCCUUGGUCAUAGAGAAUCAAUGCUUAAAAUUUAGUAGUGCCAAAUGAGAUGAAACAAGCCGUAGAACUUCGUUUGCUAUUCAAUUUUUAAUUUAAAAGUUCAACAUUAUUUUCGCCUGUCAUCUCUCAAAUAUGGUGCUGCCUUUGACCAUUGGCAGACUGUUAUUUGGACCAUGGCAUUAAAAUUAACCCAUCUGUGAGAUAGAUCUAAUAUUCUGUGGUUAAAACUAUUGAAUUUUAGUGUAAUUUCUGUAUUGGAAAAUGGCCUUUGAGCAUUCUGAUUGGCUCUUUCAGCAGUACCUCUGAGGCAAUAGUUACUGCUCAAACUGCUCUGAGCAGUAACUAUUGCUUUACCCGCAAAAAUGGCUGAAAAUUAGACGGAAAUCAAUCUGAAAAUUAAACUCAUUAAAUAAACACAUGCACGUGUAUUAGUUGUAUUUAUAAAUAAAACUUUUUCAAUAAGUGAAAUUAUAUUAAAACAAUGUAGUACUUGCGAAGAGAAUCAAACACCACAGCUAAAAUAAUAAAAUUAGUAAAACUGCAAAAUUUGGUUGCGAAAUACUGUAAAGCUUGGAAAAUAUAGUCUUGUAAAGUUUGCAAUUUUUCUAUAACUUUGUACUACGUGCGGAAAUUGUUAGCAUUUUUGGCUCAAAAAUAGUAAUAAUUUCCGCACGUAAUGCAAACAUAUACAAAAUAUGUAAACUUGGCAAGGCUAUAUUUUCCAUGCUGUGCAACAGUGGCGUAACCAAGUUUUGCAAUUUUACAAAUGUUAAUAAGUUCUUUAUAAGAAUUUACUUUUAUUGCCUAGAUUAUAAUUAAAAAUUAGUCUAACAUGGAAGUUGCCUACGAAAAUUAAAUUAAAUUAAUUUUUAUAUUUAACUUAAUAAUCAUAUUUUCAUUUUUGGCUCAAAAAUGGUAACAAUUUCCGCACGUAAUACAAACAUACACAUAUACAAAAUAUGGAAACUUCGCAAGGCUAUAUUUUCCAAGCUGUACAACAUUUCGUAACCAAGUUUUCCAAUCUUACUAAUGUUAGUAAAUUCUUUAACAAGGGGCCCCGCUAUGAGUUAUGAUUGAAAUAGUAUUGUAUUUAGUUUUAAAAACCUACUUGAAUCCCUUGAUAAUCGAUUAUUUCUUCUCUCGAAAUUCUGUAAACAUUUUAAACUGCUUGAAUCAUUAUACUAUCACUCUACAUGAAGUAUAGAUGAUCGCUUACAAGUAAGAACGCGGGCGCGAAAAGACGAAGGCGGCGAAACAAGGGAGAAUUAAACUAAAGGGUUGAAAUUUCAACUAGAUGACAUUUCUAAAUGCUUUAAAAUUCGCAAUUUAUUUGUGUUUUCGAAUAUUUUUUUCAGAUUCUAUGCCUUUUUUGGGUAUAUCUUCACCACUGAUGUAGUAGAUUCAAUAAACGAUUGAUUUUUCGUAUGUUUUUACACUCGAAGGGUUUUUUCGCACAAUGUGUUCUAUAAGUAGGUUGUUCUCGUGACGUCAAGUAUAAUGAGUCCGAGCCAUUUAAAAGGUUUACAGAACUUCGAGAGAAGAAAUAAUGGGUGAUCAAGGGAUUCAAGUACGUUUUUAAAAAUAAAUACAAUAUUUUUUCAAUCCUAAGUCACAUUGGGGCCCCGAGCGAAAUUUCCGGAGAACAACAUACUUAUGGAACACAUCAAACGAUCACCCGCCGAAGUUUCAACCCUUUAGUUUAAUUCUCCCUUCUUUCGCUGCCUUCGUCUUUUCGCGCCCGUGGUCCUUACUUCUCAGCGAUCAUCUAUACUUCGUGAAACGUCAUGUAGAGUGAUAGUAUAAUGACUCCAAGCAGUUUAAAAUGUUUACAGAAUUUCGAAAGAAGAAAUGAUCUAUUAUCAAGGGAUUCAAGUAGGUUUUUAAAAAUAACUACAAUAUUAUUUCAAUCAUAACUCAUAGUGGGGUCCCUGUGGUUCUUUAUAAGAUUUUAAUUUUAUUGCCUAGUUUAUAAUUAAAAAUUAGUCUAACAUGUAAGUUGUCUAUUAGUCGCCUCAUGCAGGCUUGGUGAUUGACAAACCUAUAUUCAGUACUUCGCCUUCAGCUCAGUGAAUAUAGGAUUCUAAUCACCUCGCCUUCGGCGACUAAUUGUCAAAUAGCGAACACUGCAAGGAAUAGAGUUUAAAUAUCGACACUUCAUGACCGAAAAAUAGUCGCAAUCCAAGACGAAGUACCAAUCAGAAUUUUGGGCAUCUCACUUACGGGUUUUUAAUUUGAAGACAGAAAUUUCGGAAGAAAAUUACACAGAUGUUCAGACCUGACUGGUCAGGAGAAGUUGAGCAAACAAAAUUAUUUAAAAUACUAUUGAAACUUAAAAAUUUGUUUUCUAAUUAAGGAAGGACAUGUUUACAUUGUUGAUUACAAGGAAUUGGAGGGAAUCAAACGAAAUGGCGAGGAUGGUAAUUCUAAUCUAUGUUACGCAGCAGUGCCUCUUUGUUUAUUUUAUGUGAAACGUUCGGGAGACUUGGUACCGAUCGCCAUUCAGCUCUACCAACAACCCAGUAAGAGCAACCCAAUAUGGACUCCUGACGACGGUCAAUAUGAUUGGCUUUUGGCCAAAAUGUGGUUCCGCAACGCUGAUCAUCAAGUGCACCAGGUUUGUUUCAACCCAUUCAAUUAUACAAAGUGUAUAAAAAAGUAAUCCUACUCUGGCUUUGGUUGUCAAAUAUAAAUAUAAUGACACCAUUUUUUUUAUCAAUGCGAUCAAAUAUGGCCAAAUACAAUACGGUUUAAAAUCGUCUUUUUCCACCGUUGAGAAUUGAAUGCAAAGCUAUUGUCUGAGUUUUGAAAUUUUUUUCCGGAUUCAAAUUUCGGAACUAGAAUAAAGAUUUUGAAUGGGUUCAAUACAAAUUUAAAGGUGAUUCAACUCGCGAGAAAACAACGAAAUAUAAAAGGCAUUUUACGAAACUCGAAGAUUGCAGAUUAGGCUCAUGAUACUGAUUUCAGAUAGGCAACCAGCAUUUGCGCAAAUGUUCGAAAAUUGGAAGAAUGUUUAAGUGAAAAAUGCAAUCUUGACCGACCACUUUAAAUCGGAUCGUAUUCGGAACUGUCGACCGACCACUUUAAAUCGGAUCGGUAUUAAUGAACUGAAAUUUGUGAUAUGUUAUUACCACAACCUUCAUUACAUAUAAAUUAUUUUAGAAUAAAGUUUCCAUUGCUUGCGGAAGUUAUGCAUGUGUUGUUAAACACGGAAUGAAACAUUUUGGAUCUAUUUGACCGGGGGGUGCGUAGUAACAUGAUUUUAAUCCUUACCUAGAAAAAAGACUGGUUAACUUAUUCCCCAUGUUGAACUAUUUCAAUAUUAUAUGUUUAAAUGCUGAAUUGCAUAAGGCUUCAAAAAAUAAAUUGAAUUAUCCGGAAUCCUGACUUCAUCUUUUCCACGUGCAUUGUACAUGUUGCAUGGUGGAAUAUAAAGACUGUUAAUCAAGCUUGAAAUGUUUUGCCGAAUUCUCGAUGAAAGGGGUGUAUAUAGUGUGUGCUAUCUCUUAUGUUUGUUUAUCAUUUUUGAGACUAUGUCAGAGCGACUUGAUAAGCUUAUUAAUUGUUUUGAUAUUUAUAUUUAGGCAUGGGCCAUAUAAGCAUUGACAAUGUUAUUUAAUAUACUGGAUAUUAAUCAAUACGCUUAAGCAAACUUUUAUCUAUUGCCCAGUACUGGUGUUCAAAUGCAGUUUGAAAUUUUAACUGAGAUUGUUUGCUACUUUGUCUAUUCGAUUUCAUGUGAUAAUUAUACAUAAAAAUUUGUGAAAGUCUAAAUUUAGGCAUGCGCUACGUUUACACAGCAUUGCAGGGCAGAAGAAACCAAUUCAACUACUCCACCGGUUAGAACACUCAACAAACCAUAAUAUGGUAUGUGAGAUUGAAACGGCUCAUGCACAAACCAAUCAAAAGGUCUCUGAAACACGUGGUACAUUGCCUUUAAGUCCAGCAACCGAAGAACAUGCGGUGUUGAAAUUUUUGGGCGGACAACUUCGAUAUGAAUCUUGAGACAGAAACUGGUCAUGGCGCAAUAAAUUCUACACACAUGAUUGCAUUCCAAGAAGAGUCACUAUUCACGAUGGAAAGAGGAACAUCGAAGGUUAAAUUGGCAAGAACAGGAAAACGCUCGAUUGAACAAAGUAAUAUGGAAGGUGAAGAAAUGCAAGUUAAUCCAAAGAAAGAGCCUCCCAGUUUUGUUAAUUAUCCAGCUGAUGAAGUAGUGAAAAGCCAGAUACUGUCUGCGGAACGUUUCCUGACGUGAUGAUACUUUGACUGAUUAAUUUUCGCGAUCAAAACGUAACAUCUUAAUUUGCUUGGGAAAUGCAAAACCGAAUAGCUGGGGAAAACGACACAUUUAAUAAGACUUUGAUAACAUACUUGCAACCAAUCAACGAUAAGGUCACAUAAUUCAGUACCAUCAACCAGUACCUUACGUACAUGCAGAAGCUAGAAAAUGAAGUAAACAUGCAUACUUUACGUCAACGUAUGUUUGAAUCUCGGUGCUGCAAAGAAUGCCUACUAGUUAAUUCAUCAGGAAUUUUCCGUUGAAAUUUUACAAUGUUGUCAUCCAUUUGGGAGAUUUUCAUUUCAUUAAAGAAAAUUUUGGUGUCAUUGGUGGGCUUGUUAAAGCGUCGGGCUUUGAAGAUGUCGUAUGUCAAGCAAGUGUAUGCUCGUCUGGCAGUUUGAAAGGUGUUCUCUCAGGAUAACACUACAACAGGGCAUGGAUUGUUCAUUUUGCGUUUUCAGAGUCUCUGGAGAGGCUUUUGUUCCAGAGGUUUUUGAAAGAAAAUAGUAUCGCCAUUCCAGAUUACUUCUAUGAUGCAUGCAUGUAUUGAUCCAAUACCAAGCUGUGCUGUCUUACUGAAAAUGCUUCAUCGUUGUAUUCAGAAUACUAAGCUUUCAAAUAGGAAGCAAGAAAUGUUUUGUUAGGGAAAGCUACGCAACUUUGCAUACAGUUUUACAUGGAUCUAAUGGAGUGCCAACAAACGGCACAACUAGCUGUUCAAGAAAAUGAUUUUGAUCAAAAUUCAUUGGCAUGGAAAUUCUUUCUUCCGAUGUAUUUUGCUUUGAACAAGCAAAACUACGCUAGAUACGCAUCGUACUACGUCGGAGUCUUGCAAAAUAUUGACAUUCUCCGUUCCGGCCUAAAGAGGAAUGUUUGAAAAAUCUGGACUGUCUCUGCAGGCACAAGAUCGUCAUCCGUUGAGAACCGCAACUGACCAAAGAGGGGAGAAAACUAUUAACCGUGACGCCUUGCUAACGAGAGAAUGGCAUUCUGAAGUGGACGCUGAAUUGUUCACAAGAAGCCAAAAACAAGGCAAAACCUUUUGGAAUGGGGGUCAUAAGUCUCUCAAAUAAAGUAUAUAAGUUAUUACAACCAUCCGAGAUCCUGAAGUCGGAGUCCUAUUCUACCAGCGUUUUCAACACGUUACGCAAGGAAUAUUUAAACCGAUUCGAUGCGGAACUAGAUAACAGUUUUCUUUACCACUUGAGCUCGGGUACACCGGUAGAAGAGGAUAUCAACGAAGAAAUGUUGAAUAAUAGAAUAGAACGAGAAUCGUUGUUUGAAACAUUCAUCACUGAUAGAAUACUGAAGAAAGAAAUACUUUUCCAUGAUCCCAUUAAGAAGAGGAAGUUAGUAUUAUUUAAGGCAUCCUCGAAGAAGGUGUCGUUGACGAGAAGUACUGUCGUGAAAACAGUAGAAGUCAACAGAUAAAUUUUGGGUACCCUUCUUGCUUUGACAGCAAAGACAUAAAAAGUUAUCAACUUUGAAAAUGCUUUAGAAUAUCCACUUUGUUCUGUCCCGCUUAGCUUGGCAUGCCCUGAUGGCACACCUCGGAAAACUGCUAAAA
Messenger RNA from Paramuricea clavata, 7015 nucleotides. The record is from the annotation of a GenBank genome assembly. Lineage: Eukaryota; Metazoa; Cnidaria; Anthozoa; Malacalcyonacea; Plexauridae.